Molecule: messenger RNA, 6297 nt
Organism: Stegodyphus dumicola
Lineage: Eukaryota; Metazoa; Arthropoda; Arachnida; Araneae; Eresidae
Gene: Gclc
Product: glutamate--cysteine ligase
Biological process (GO): glutathione biosynthetic process
Cellular component (GO): glutamate-cysteine ligase complex
Molecular function (GO): glutamate-cysteine ligase activity
Source: RefSeq, a predicted model, not a curated record
GAUUAGUGUUUGUGUGCGGUACGGAGCGAUGGGUUUGUUAUCCGAAGGUUCUCCGCUCACAUGGGAAGAAACAAAAAAGUAUGCUAACUAUGUGAGAGAACAUGGUGUUAUACAAUUUAUAAAAAUAUAUCAUCGCUUAAAGGAUAGACAGAACGACUGUUUAAAAUGGGGUGAUGAGGUUGAGUAUAUGGUAAUCAAGUUUGAUCAUUCCAAGAAAACAGCUAAAGUAUGUCUAAAAGCAGAAAGGUUAUUGGCUGUUUUGCUGGAGAAAGAAAAAGAAAAUCAUGGUGAUGUGAAAGCAUUAUGGCGCCCUGAAUUUGGUGCAUAUAUGAUUGAAGGUACUCCUGGAAAGCCAUAUGGAGCUCUUUCAUCGUGUUUCAAUGUAGUUGAAGCAAAUAUGAGGGCUAGAAGGCUUGAAGUUACAGACUUGCUUGAGAGUGAUGAAAGUUUGUUGUGUCUGACCAGCUUUCCUCGCCUAGGUUGUGCAGAAUUUACUUUUCCACCUGCUACCACUGAUCCUAAAGGAAGUGCCUUAUGUUCUUUAUUUUUCCCUGAUGCCGCUGUAUAUGGAGGUCAUCCAAGAUUUAAAACUUUGGCAAGAAACAUACGACAACGACGAGGCAGAAAGGUUGUUAUAAACGUACCAAUUUACAGAGACCGAAAUACACCAGAUCCUUUUGUUGAGGACUUCACCAACCUUGGAGAUGACGGCGAAGCAGCAGCUGCUGCUUUACCAAAUCAUGUCUAUAUGGAUGCUAUGGGAUUUGGCAUGGGCUGUUCAUGUCUUCAGGUUACCUUUCAAGCUUGCAAUAUAAAUGAAGCUAGAACGUUGUAUGAUCAACUUGCACCAGUUUGUCCUAUAGCAUUAGCUCUGAGUGCUGCAUCUCCAGUUCAUCGUGGUUACUUAACAGAUAGAGAUUGCAGAUGGGACAUCAUUGCUGCCUCUGUAGAUGACAGAACUUAUGAAGAAUUGGGUGUUAAGCCUCUGCAAAAUAACAAAUUUAGAAUAAAUAAAUCUCGAUAUGACUCCAUAGAUUCUUACCUUUCACCUGCUGGAGAGAAAUUUAAUGAUAUUGAUUUAAUAUAUGAUGAAGAUAUAUAUAAAUUAUUGCGUGAAUCAGGCAUUGAUCACUUGUUAGCUCAGCAUGUGGCACAUCUCUUCAUCAGGGAUCCCAUAUCAUUGUUUUCUGAGAAAAUUCAUCAGAAUGAUGAUGAAGAUACAGAUCACUUUGAGAAUAUUCAGUCUACAAACUGGCAGACAAUGAGGUUUAAACCUCCUCCACCAAACAGUAGCAUUGGUUGGAGAGUUGAAUUUCGUUCAAUGGAGGUUCAGAUGACAGAAUUUGAAAAUGCUGCAUAUGUGGUUUUCAUAGUUUUACUUACAAGAGUUAUUCUUACUUUCCAGUUAAAUUUUCUAAUACCAGUAUCUAAGGUAGAUGAUAAUUUAUCUAAAGCACAGAAACGAGAUGCUGUCUUACAUGAAAAGUUCUGGUUUCGUAAAGAUUUGACCACUUGUGAAAGCCCUCCAGAAGCUGCAGCUUACAUGGCUGAAUGUUGUAGCUCUGAUGAGUGUCAGUACACUCUUAUGACCAUCAAUGAAAUAAUAAAUGGUAAAGAAAAUGAAUUUCCAGGACUUGUACCAUUGAUACAAAAGUUUUUGACUAGUAUGGAUAUUGAUGUAGAUACCCAAUGCUCAAUUCAACAGUAUUUGAAAUUAAUUCAACUAAGAGCAAAAGGUGAACUUAUGACCACAGCCCGUUGGAUACGAAAUUUUGUUGCCAAGCACCCUAGUUAUAAAUUUGAUUCAGUUGUAAAUGAAAGAAUUAAUUAUGAUUUACUCACAACUGUUGAUCGGAUUACUCAAGGCAAAGAAGAAUGUCCAGAAAUAUUAGGACAUCCAACUUCACGAACCCGUGAACACAUUCCGAAUGCUGUUCGCAAAGCAGAAAACAGUUAUUCAAACUUGAUUACGGAAAAAGUAACAUGAACUAAAAUAACACACUUUACUUAGAAAAUGUUACAUGAAUUGAAUUGUGAAUCUUACUCAAUGGUUUCUUAUGGGUUUUGAAUUAUGGCAAGAAUAUGGAUUAAUUAUGAAAACAAUUUUUAAAGCAGUUAUUAGUUAAAAUCUUUUGGCGUCAUGAAAAUAAAAUAUGGCUUUGAUGUUUUAAUCGUAAAUAAUGUGUUCAAUAGAGAUUAUUUACUGUAAAACCUGAUUCAGUUUCGUCUUACAUUUUUUAUAUUAGAACAUUAUGUACGAAAAAGUUAUCUUAAUUUCUGUGUAAGUUGCAAAGUAAUACAUACAUAUCUGAAUAUUUAAUCAAAAGGAGAUGAUGUAUGUACAUCUCUUGCACAAUAUGCACACAGCUACAUAUUUCCAGAAAUUAACUAUACCCAGUAUAUUUACACCAAAUUUUAAAAUAUGUAGCAUAUUUUACUUAAUGUACAUGUUCAACAAUGUAUAUAUAAAUUAAAGCUUUCUGAUGAUUCUGUGAGGUUAAUAUGUAUACAGUUAGUAAUAAUCUUUAAUUUAGCCAUUUUAUGUGCAGCAUACUUUAGUAAUCAUUUAUGAUUGCUUAGAUUUUGAAACAUUUCUUUAAAAGUAUUAGAAAUGUAUGCAUGUGUAGAAAUACUAAUUUUUAGUUCUUUUGGAAACUUUCCAGAUUAUAAUUUUUACAAAUUAAAAUGAUUUAAUAAUUUUUUUUUUUUUUUUUUUUUUUUUUUUUUUUUUGCAAAUUUUUUUCAAUGCAAUUAUUAUAGUUUAAGGUAUAUUGAAAUUACCCAAUUUAUGUACAAUAUUUGCUAUAUAUGUGUGUGUGUGUGUGUAUUUGUCCAUGUCUGCUAAGUUAAUGCAUUUUGUAAUUCAUGAAUCUGGUCAGUAUUAAAGGUAUUUGUAGCAGAAAGCAUGUGAUUUGUAAAAAGUCAUUGCUUAUAUUUUUUAAAAGCAUUAAUAAAAUAUGUUAGUAAUUUAUUACAUCUUAAAAGUCUCUUGCUGAUUUUCUUUAUAUAAUAUGUUGUUUAAUUCAGUGAUUUCAGUGCUUACUACAUGAAAAAAAAAGUUUAAAUUCUGUAACAAUACGUUUAUUUUUUUUACUCUAAGAAUAAAAAAAAUGUUAAGCAAAUUUUUUUCAUCCCUAUGUCAUAACAGUAUAUACUAUAAUUAUUAUAUAUGUUGCAUUUUGAUACUGCAUGUCCUGCUUUUUACUAAUUUGGUGAGACUUUUAAUUUAGAGUAAGCAGAAUAUUGCACUGCAGAAUAAUGAAAUAACCUUGUAUAAUUUAUAAAAAGACAAGUUAGCUAAUGAAUUCUCUUCAAAUUUUUUCCUUUAAAAUGGGUAUUUUAAAUACUAAAAUUUCAAAAGGCUCAUUCUGAGAUACCAUACAAGUGACUGUGAUUCAUUGUUAAAUUACAAAUUCAUUAUCUAGAAAUGUCUGUGGAAAAAACUGUGUAAUGAAGUAAUUCUAAAAAAAUGUUAGCUAAUGAAUUAAAUUUUAUCUCUUGAAAUGGAUAUUUUGAACACUAAAAAAGUGAAAAGUUCCAUUUUGAAAUACCCGACUGUGAUUUAUUAUUAUAUUGUAAAUUCUUAUUAUAUAAAACUGUGUAAUGAAAUAAUUCUGUAAAUUUUAAUAAACAAGUUAGCUAAUGAAUUCCAUUAAAUUUUAUCCAUUAAAAUGGAUAUUUUGAAUACUCAAAAAGUCCUAAUUUAUUAUUUAAAAAUUUGUAAUCAUAUAACUCUAAGAAAUGAAAUUUAAUGGAAUUCAUUAACUAAUGUAUCUCUUAAAAUGGGUAAUUUAAAAUCUGAAAAGUUAGAAGGCCCAUUAUGGGAUACCAUAUGGGUAGCUGUGAUUCAUUGUUAAAAUACAAAUUCUUAUUAUAUAGAACCACUUGCUGAAGUACUUUUUUUUUUUAUUAUUAUUUUUAAGAAAUAAGUUAGCUGAUGAAUUCCAUUAUAUUUCCCCUCUAAAAUGGAUAUUUUGAACACUGAAAUGUCAAAAAGUGCAUUUUAAGAUACCACACCUGUGAUUAUGGUUCAUUGUUAAGUUAAAAAUUCAUCAUCUAAAAUGUUUAUGUAAAAAAUUGUUUAAUGAAAUAAUUCUAAGAAAUAAGUUAACCAAUGAAUUCCAGUAACAUGGAUAUUUUGAUUCUUCCUUAAAAUGGAUAUUCUGAGUACUGAAAAGCCAAAAGUUCCAUUUGGGGAUAUCAUAUCUGUGACUAUGAUUCAUUAUUAAAUUGCAUAUUCUUAUUAUAUAAAAAUGGUUAAUGAAAUAAUUAUCUAAAUUUUAAGAAACAAGUUUAGCUAAUAAAUUCCAUUAUUUUAUCUCUUAAAAUGGAUACUUUUGAAUACCGAAAAGUCAAAAAGUCCAUUUUGGAAUACUAGAUGGAUGACUAUGAUUCAUUAUUCAAAUUACAAAUUCUUUUUAUGAUAUAAAAUUCGCUGAAUAAUGUAGGCAGAGAGGUAAAAACUUACACACAUGCAUGAAAUAAAUAUCAUGGGAUUUUAUUGAAAGUAAGAAAAAAAAAAGUGCUUAAAACAGCCAACAGAUGGCACUUCAUAUGAUAACAAAAGCAAUAAUUAGCAUAAGAAUUGAUUUUUAGCAAAGACUAUGUUCUUUAUAACAAAUGUUCAACAUGUUGGCUGUCAUUCAUCAAUAAUAGGUCGAGGGACAAUUUUAUGAAAAGCUUUGUACAGCAUAUCUGUAGGUAUGGUGCGAAAUUGCCGUCGGAUGUAGUCUUUUAGUAUCCCUAAAGAGGUCGGACGAUCACAACAGACAUACAAUUUUAGGUAACCUCACAACCAAUAAUCACAGGAAUUGAGAUCUGGGGACAUGAGAAGCCAAGCAUGAUGGAAGUGGUGGCUCAGUAAGCAAUCUCACCAAAUGAUGUGUGCAAGAGAUCUUUCACACGUGUAGCAAUAUGGGGUAGAGCACCAUCUUGCAUAAAAGUCAUACCUUCCAACAGAUGCUUAUCAGCCAGACUGGGGAUGAUGCGAUUCUGUAACAUAUCAGCUUACCUCGCACUGGUCACACUGGCAGUUUGAAUAGCAGAACCACACAUUUCCUUGAAGGAAAAGGGUUCAAUCACGAUUGAUGUGAUAAAUCUACAUCACACCGUGACCAACAUUCACAGGCAAGGAUAGAAAAGUGAUAAAGUCAUGAAGGGACUGAUUCCCUUUCUCACUGCUGCUCAUUUCAUGCGGUGUCACUGACAUUUUGCUGUCCAGCACCAUAUGUUAUCUUUUUUUCUUUCAAAAAAACUCCAUGUCAUUUCAAGCAUGUAUGUCAAUUUUUAACUCUCUACCUACAUUACUUUGUGAAUUAUUGAAUUUUCAAAUGUUAAUGGCCUUUUGGUUCACCCGGUACUUUGUAUAUUACAUUUUGAUUCUACACUUUUUAUUCUGUUGCAAUGUUCAAUGUGAAAAUACUUUUUAAAUGUGAUAUUACCAGAACCUUGAAUUCCUUUAUUUUUUGCUUCCCCAGAGUGUCCUAUGAAAUUUUAAUAUAUUGUGUUUUAAAGAAUGGUGUUAAUUUUCUCUGUAUAGGCUGUUGGAUAGCUCAAGUAUAGUUGUAUAGGCUCAAGUAUAGGCUGUUGGAACUUUUUUAAGUAUUGAAAAUCCAGACUAUUCUAUUUUUCAGUAUUUCAACUGAAAUGUUAUAAAUCAGAUCUAGAUAAAGUUCUAACACUGCAAAUCUGAAAAGUUUAAGGAGGAUUUCUUUUUGUUUUAGAUUGUGAAUUUGGUAAGAAACAGCUGAUUUAGUUAUCUGUUACAAGUACUUAAUAUUUGAUCUAAUGUAUAUACACAUUUCAAUCACAAAAAUAAUUUUUAGCUCUGCUUAAUAAAAACCAAUCUUUUAAUCAUCCCUACAGUGAAAUGCUAUCAAGGGUUGAUUGUAUAAAUAAAAAUUAUUUAUACGUUAAUAUUUAUAAUUUGCUGGCUAGACCAUGUACACAUUUUUUGUAUAUGUUUCCUCUUAAAACAGUGAUUUUUUGAAAAGGCAUAUAUUUUCAUAAGAUGUAAAUUAAAUUAUCAAGCAUGAAAAUUAGUUAUAGUUAACAAAUGUAGUAAAUAAUAGCAUAUAAAAAGAAAAAUACAUUUUGUGAAAUUAUUGAAACAUUAUGGGAAAAUUAUAUGGGUCCAAUUUAACCAUUUUUAACACUUUUUCAUUUAUUUAUUUUGAAACACCAGUUAACAUAGAAAAUUCCAUAAGCGUAUAUUAUUGAUGUAAAUGUAUACUAGAAUAUUUAUACGUUGAAUUUCAUCAUUUUGUAUAUAAAGAAAUAAAUAAGUUUUUUCCCUUC